Messenger RNA from Neoarthrinium moseri, 1863 nucleotides. RefSeq lists its product as uncharacterized. The record is from RefSeq and is a predicted model, not a curated record. The transcript has 6 exons. Bases 1 to 1863 code for a protein of 620 amino acids. Gene Ontology annotation, molecular function: myo-inositol:proton symporter activity. Gene Ontology annotation, biological process: transmembrane transport. Lineage: Eukaryota; Fungi; Ascomycota; Sordariomycetes; Amphisphaeriales; Apiosporaceae. Gene Ontology annotation, cellular component: membrane.
AUGGAUGCCGAUGGCGCUAACGUUGCGUAUAGUACCAUGCAGCAGCAAAUACCCGUACUCCCCACACAUCCAAGACGUCCAGCGGGGCGCCAAGGUGGCAUUCAGCUCUUCUUUACCGGUCUGCGGCCCUAUAUGGAUCACGCUGCAGCCAUCUCUUCUACUGGCGUUGCUGACAUUGCUAUCGUCGAUGCUUCAACCAUGAUAACACGUUCCAGCGGAGUGGCACCUUAUGCACCUCCGGCCUUGGCCUCGUGGGACCGGCUGAGAAGUGCGUGCCUGGCUAUGGAGAACUCGGCACAGGAACCGUUGAUCCGAAACCAGGAGAAUCAGAGUGAAGAUGGAGACCGCGAGGCCAGCGUCGCUCCGGUCUCCCGGAGGCAUGACCCUGACGAAGGCGUCGGCAUCUUUUUGUGGCUGUUGGUGCUCUCAGCUGGUAUCAGCGGGCUUCUGUUUGGAUAUGAUACUGGCGUAAUCUCAGCGACCCUCGUUUCCAUAGGUACCUCCCUCUCCGGCAGAGAGCUCACAUCCUUCGAUAAAUCUAUCAUAACCUCGUCCACUUCGCUCUUUGCGCUCAUCGCGUCUCCGUUAUCGUCCAUUCUCGCCGAUGCCCUUGGCCGAAAGCCAGUGAUCCUUCUCGCGGACGCUCUGUUCAUCGUUGGUGCGGUUGUGCAAGGGGGAAGCUAUACGGUGUCGUCGAUGGUGCUGGGGAGGUCCAUUGUAGGCGCCGGAGUUGGGGCUGCCAGCUUUGUCACACCCAUGUACAUCGCCGAGCUGGCACCUGCUGCGCAUCGAGGUCGACUCGUCACUAUGAACAACCUCGCCAUUACUCUCGGUCAGGUGGUCGCGUAUGUGAUCGGCUGGAUGUUUUCGGAGCUUGUCGAUCCCGCAACCGGCUGGCGAUGGAUGGUAGGUCUAGGUGCGCUUCCUGCCGCUGUGCAGUGUGUCCUUAUUGUCUUCAUGCCCGAAACACCAAGGUGGCUGGUGAAAGCCGGUAAAUCAUCUGCGGCCAAACGAGUGAUCCGGCAAACGCUCGCCUCCAGUUCUUCAUCCAAUGAAGCGGACCACAUUGUGACCGACAUCCAGAAUGAAGUCCGAGCUGAGGAGGAGAGCAGACGUCUGAGCAGAGGCGGCGCCAAAGACAACCAGGGUUGGCUUUCGACGUGGCGCGAGCUGAUCGCAGUCCCCAAGCAUCGUCGCGCACUUGCAAUUGCUUGCCUCCUCCAAGGUCUGCAACAGCUCUGCGGCUUUAACUCUCUGAUGUACUUUUCUGCGACCAUAUUCGCCCUUUUGGGCUUUACGGUGCCAACCCUCACAUCUCUGAGCGUUGCAACCACCAACUUUGCCUUCACUAUAGCUGCGCUGUUACUGAUUGAUCGGGUUGGUCGACGACGGAUACUCCUCUUCUCGAUUCCUUUCAUGAUUAUGGGUCUACUGCUGUCUGGCUUCGGCUUUAGAGCUAUUGAGCUCCCUUCUACCUCUGACACCGCAGUUGCGACAGCCAAGUUUGGAGCGCCCGCGCACAACACUGCGGCAACAAUCGUCUUGAUCAGCAUGAUCCUGUAUGUGGCUUCAUAUGCAAUCGGCCUAGGCGUUGUUCCGUGGAUGCAGUCAGAGUUGUUUCCGCUCAGUGUGCGGUCGUUGGGAAGCGGUAUAGCAACCGCGUCAAACUGGUCGGCAAACUUUGUCGUUGGCCUGUCUUUUUUGCCUAUGAUGGACGCUCUGACGCCGACAUGGACGUUCGUCCUAUACGCCGUAGUAUGUGCUAUUGGCUGGAUUGCAGUGUGGGCAAUAUACCCUGAAACAAGCAAUUUGAGCCUAGAGGAAGCAACUGGCUUACUGGAGAACGGAUGGGGCGUCAGGUGA